Molecule: messenger RNA, 900 nt
Organism: Verruconis gallopava
Lineage: Eukaryota; Fungi; Ascomycota; Dothideomycetes; Venturiales; Sympoventuriaceae
Exons: 4
Coding region: 213-854 (213 amino acids)
Source: RefSeq, a predicted model, not a curated record
ACCCGAGAUAUGCAUAUCCUGGCACCAGCAGGUGCUACCCUACCAAUGCAUGUUCUCCGUGAUGAAUCCAAUAGUUGCUUUAGAUCCGUUGUAUCUGCUGUGCCUGCGUGAGCAACUUUCACACCCAUUUCGCCACCGGAAGCAUUUAAACAUGAUGUGCUGGAAUAUUGCAGACUGAUCACUCGCCCGGAUACCUCCUCCUGGCUCUAGAUAUGGAAAUGACCUUACCAAUCUUCGAUCGCCUGGAGAACCUCUUUAUCGGCGACUCACAUAUCUCACUGUUAACAACUAGAAGCUCUCCGUUCUUGCUUAGGGUGCAAAAUGUACUUGGGAAGAAGUAUUGCAACUCAUUCCAUGGUUUUCGUGGCAAAAACACAAACGGAAUACGUACGAUAUUAUCUCCGAUUCUUAAGCCAAAGCGGAGAAUCCAAGCAGUCGUUAUUAUCGUGGGAACAAAUAGUGCUUGUCAUGAUGAACGAUGGGAGUCUAACGAAGAAAUUCGGAAUAAUAUACGCGCCAUUAUCAACAGAAUCAAGGAAGAAGAUCCAGAUAUCUUUAUAUUACUCAAUACACCACCUCCACUUCGCGUCGACAUAGAAUACAAAGCAUAUGAGGUAGAAAAAGGUCGGAGUGAGCAGAAGAUAUUAAGAGAGCAAGUGAGAAUAGCGGAGAUUGCAGAUUUGAUAAGAGAGUUCAAAGGUCCUAAGGUUGGCAUCUGUGAUUUAUUUAAGGCAUUUUCAGAAAAAGAUGGCAACUGGUAUGUUGAUGAUGCCCAUCUGAGCGAGGACGCUGAGGAUAUUUGGGCCACCAUGGUUCUGUGCGAAUUAAGGAAUGUGGGAAUUAUGGGAUCAUAGUUUGAUUAUCAAAGCAUAAACUUGAAGCUGUGAAGCCUCACUAUCA